This is a messenger RNA of Trichobilharzia szidati, 2553 nucleotides long. The record is from the annotation of a GenBank genome assembly. Lineage: Eukaryota; Metazoa; Platyhelminthes; Trematoda; Strigeidida; Schistosomatidae.
CCGCACAUGUUUCCAUUCUCAAGGACAUUUAGGGGUUUCAGGCCUUUAUGAUGUUGUGAUAAAUACCGUUGUAAACGUCAGAUCUUUUUAUAACUUGUGAUGAUAGUCCAUGUGUUAACUUUAUUCACGUCAUAACUUGCAUGUGCAAACAAAGCAUACUGGUAAUCAUGUUAACGAUAGAAGCCGACAAAGUGGUGGUUACCCAGUUGGACGAAAGUGGCAAAAAUGGGCAUGUGCAGUAGUAAUAAAAAAUGGGUGCCAUAGUUUUUCCCUCUCUUGACUCACAUUUGACCAGUAUCCAAUUGUGACCACCGUCGAAACACUUUUUUUAUGAUUUAAGCAACAUUUUACCAAAAUGUAACCAGAAUUUUCCAUCACUUAUUCACUGACACCCCGUUUCAACUAUUAUUUAAGCCUUAUUUCUCCAUUUUGACCACCAUUUAAUCAGGAUUUGCCCAUUAUGUUAUCACUUAUCACUGUCCCUAUAUCUGCUAGAUUUCAAUCAUUAUUUAACCAUUUUUCGCCCGUUAGUGCCCAACUGCUUACCUCUUUUUCUUCGACGAAACGUUCUGAAUAUUCACUACUGAAAGUUUCCAAUUACCUUUUAUACUCAUUUUGCAUUGUUAUACAGUCGUUGGUUCUGUCGGCACUUAUUUCGCGCUGUCAUUUUGGGACAAUUUAAGCCGUGUUGUGCAGUAAUGUAAGCUUGUUAGUGUAAACAGACACGUGAAAUUUACACUACAAUAUGUCUCGGUGUAGGCUACAAACCAAUGACUUCCAGAAAACUUCAGUGAAGUGAUUAAAAGAUUGUCCAUGUUAGGGGUGAACUAUAAAAUAAAUGCUGGAAUACUAAAGUAAACGAUCUGAGUGGUACUGGAAGGAUCAAGAAAGACAUCUACCUUAGCUAAAAGUUAUCCAAGCGAACGGUAAAGACUAAUACAGAAGUGAACUGAAGAGGUAAAUGUUUGUAUUCAUAUACCUAUGUGCCUGGUACUGGACUCCAUAAUCUCUGCUUACAUACAUUAUUGAGGAAAGACAUCCUGGCCACAGAGUGAAAAUAAUCUCUGGUGCUUCUCAGUUAUUCAAUUCUAAAUACCUGGAACAUUUCCUGUAAGAAACUUACUGCUCUUAUCAAGAUUAUAAAAAAUAUAGUAACGUCAGUACAAAUCACCUCAGUGUAUGUCUAGUAAUUAUCGGGCUUGGUCGACAUAAGUACUCAUCAGAACGGUUACACUCAAUGUUUGCUACCUUUUCUAUGCAUAGAGUGAGUCUUUGCAUUUUACCGACGUCAAGUCUUCGUGCACCACAACUCCUUUGUAAAAGAAACCUUCUAUCACACAGUCGUCCAACAAAUCUAGAAUUGAUCGGUCACCUUCAAGAUGCAUCGGAGUCGUACGUACCUGGUCAAAUGUUUUUACACAAACAUUUCGGUUAUCGUGGCAUCAUACUGCAGUGUUGGAAGGGAAGAUUGUUUGAUCGAAACCUGCAGUUCAUAGAAGCAGUAGAACAGAAAUUUCCAGAAUUCAAGAAGAAAGAUGAGUCCAAAGUGAAUGUAUAUCAAGUCUUAACUGAUCAGAGGGAUAUUGAAAUAUGUAAUUGUGCUCUUAAACCUGGGAUUACCUUCCUGCCAGAUGAUAAACGGGCUUUUAACGCCAUUUAUAUAGUUUCAGAAAUGGAUUAUGUUUUUCACGAUGACAUUAUUCCAUAUGUUCCUCAAGACGCUUUGCCGAUUCGAAAUGAAUACAUGAGUGAAUUCCUAAUUUCUGCUCCAGACAGAGACCCCCCAUUUAUGCCGACGGACCAUCUGAGACGCUGGAUCGAAGCUCGUAAGCGAAGUUUAGAAGUCACAUCAGUGCAUCGCGAAGUUACGGAAAAUAUUCGGAUAACAGUGUUACCCUUCUACAUGGGUCGCCGAAUAACAGGGAAUAAUAAAGAAAAUGAUAUACGCUACGUAAGUUUGAUUUCAGAACACUUUUCUUUGUAAAUGCUGAUUGUGUGUGGUGGGAAACCGUCGGAAUCGAUGACAAAUCUGCAAUAAUAAACUGUCCUUCCAUAUGCCCAGGACUUUUUUAAAUGUACAAAUUUUGUGAAACAACUGGCCACAAACUUACAGUGUCAAUUUUCGAACAAUUUUACUAAAAGACAAAUGGCGCUACUUAAUCAGGUUGGAAAACCUAGCAAUGGAACGAGUCCAACUUCGUGAACGCUUUUGGAAGGUGUUCUCAAUAACUGGCAAUCUGGAGUCGAACAGAGGUAAAGGAGUCGUGGGAAUGCAACCUAUCCUCUCACCAGAAUGUCCAGUCUUCCAAUAUCAUAGCCAUGUUCAAAUACCUGUACCAUGGGCGCAUAUGUGGGGAUCAUUUCGAUUUGAAAGACAUAAUGGCACCAGUCUGGAUGUGAAGAUACCAUCAUUUCCGUUAUAUGAUCGUACAUAUUGGUCACAUUCAGACAGUCUAUGACGUCUAAGUUCCCGGUUAUGCAACCAUACCGACAUUGUAUACUAAAAUGUGAGUCCGGUCAGUGUACGUACAUCUCAUAGAAAUCAAACGAGAG